Molecule: messenger RNA, 1566 nt
Organism: Chrysochloris asiatica (Cape golden mole)
Lineage: Eukaryota; Metazoa; Chordata; Mammalia; Afrosoricida; Chrysochloridae
Product: zinc finger protein 880-like
Exons: 8
Biological process (GO): negative regulation of transcription by RNA polymerase II
Molecular function (GO): DNA-binding transcription repressor activity, RNA polymerase II-specific
Source: RefSeq, a predicted model, not a curated record
AUGGCUCUUUCCCAGGAAUUGCUGACGUUCAGGGACGUGGCCGUGGAAUUCUCUCAGGACGAGUGGGACUGCCUGGAGCCAGCGCAGAGGGCUCUGUACCGGGACGUGAUGUUGGAGAAUUACAGGAACCUGGUCUCCCUGGGUGAAAUCGGUUGUUCUGACUUGAAUAGUAUCUCCAUUUUGGAACAAGAGAGAGAACCCUAGUUUAUGGAGAUGAAAAUUGCAACAAAACACAAAAAAACAAAUGGAUGGCACUAUAUCAAAGGUGUGAACACAGAUCUCUCUUCUAGCCGUAUGACCCAGGAAUUGCCGCCAAAUGAGAGCAUUAUUAUUAAAGAAGAAUUCCAGAAAACGCACAUUAGGGGAAAACCUUACAAGUCUCGUGAACGUAGAAAGACUUUCAACAAAAACUCAAAUGUCACUAAGCAACAGAGAGUUCAUUGGGGACCAAGACCUCACCACGAAUGUAAUGAGUGUGGCAGAGCCUUUAAUUCUCUUUCCAACUUGAUUAAGCACAAAAAGAUCCAUACUGGAGAGAAACCAUAUACGUGUAGUGUCUGUGGCAAGGCUUUUAGGCUCCGGACUGACCUGAGGAUUCACCAAAGAAUUCACACUGGAGAAAAACCUUUCAAAUGUAGUCAGUGUGACAAGGCUUUUAUCAAGCGUUCACAACUUCUGGGUCAUGAGAGAAUUCACAGUGGAGAGAAGCCUUACAAAUGUAACAAGUGUGGCAAAGCAACUUUUGUCACACCUUCAUACCUGUGGUAUCAUGAGAAAAUUCACACUGGCGAGAAGCCAUACCAGUGUAUGGAAUGUGGCAAAGCCUUUAGGCAACGGUAUGACCUCAGGAUUCACCAAAGGAUCCAUACUGGUGAGAAACCUUACAAAUGCAUUGACUGUAACAAGGCCUUUCGGCAGCGAUAUGACCUCAGGAUUCACCAAAGGAUCCAUACUGGUGAGAAACCCUACAAAUGUAAGGAGUGUGGCAAAGCCUUUACCUAUUGUUCGCACCUGACUCGACACCAGAAACUAUUUACUGAAAAGGAUCGGUACAGAUCUGUUGGUGCUUUUAUCCAAAGCUCAAACCUUGGGGGUCACGGCGAAAUUCAGAGUGAUGAGAACACUCACACAUAUAAUGAGUGUGGCAGAGACGGUAACUCCUUCUUGGACUUGGUUAAACGGAAGAGAAUCCAUACCGGAGAGAAACCAUGUACAUGCACUGUAUGUGGCAAAACGUUCAGGUGCCUGUCUGAAAUAAGGACUCACCAAAGAAUUCAUACGGGAGAAAAGCCUUACAAAUGUAACGAAUGUGGUAAGGCUUUCAUUAGACGCUCUCACCUUUGGAGCCACGAGAAAAUUCACACUGGAGAGAAACCGUAUAAAUGUAAUGAGUGUGGCAAAUGCUUUACCAUGUAUUCCAGCCUUUCCUAUCAUGACAGAAGUCAUACUGGAGAAAAACCUUACAAAUGUAAUGAAGAUAGCAAAACUUUAUCCCCGCGCGGCCCUAAGACGUUCCGACCCUGCUCGCUUCGCCGGCGGCCGGGCUUCGCGUCCAUUUCUGUGUAG